Molecule: messenger RNA, 1497 nt
Organism: Dichotomopilus funicola
Lineage: Eukaryota; Fungi; Ascomycota; Sordariomycetes; Sordariales; Chaetomiaceae
Product: general substrate transporter
Exons: 9
Coding region: 1-1497 (498 amino acids)
Biological process (GO): transmembrane transport; carbohydrate transport
Cellular component (GO): membrane
Molecular function (GO): carbohydrate:proton symporter activity
Source: RefSeq, a predicted model, not a curated record
AUGGCAGUGGUACCGAAGAGGGAGUCAUGGCUGACUAAACCCUUUUUGGCCUCGUUGCUGCUGGGCAUUGGGGGGUUUCUUUAUGGUUUCGACUCCGGCAUCGUCACGCCCAGUCUAGCGCUCGGUUCCUUUACCGGCUACUUUAACCACCCGGAUGCUCCGCUUCGUGGGGCGAUCGUCUCGGUCUACCAGGCCGGAGCAUGGCUUGGCAGCGCCUCAGUUGGUAUGACGAGCGAUAGGAUGGGCCGAAGGAGGGCGAUUGCCUUUGGGUGUGCCUGGGGCGUACUGGGAGCUGCACUCAUGGCUGGUGCGGCGCAUGUUGCUAUGCUCAUCAUCGGCCGGUUGUUGAUCGGAUAUGCCGUCGGGACUAUCACUGGUGUUGGGCCUGUGUUUGGGGCCGAGAUUGCCAAGACCAACGAGCGAGCCCGGAUCACAACCGUCAACCAGAUGAUGGUCUCCUGGGGUUUCUUCGUAGCCCUCUGGACAGGCGUCGGCGAAGGUAAAUGGGCCAACGCCAACCAAUGGCGUCUCGGUUUCGCCAUCCAAGGCAUCCCCGCCCUCAUCCUCGGCAUCGGCGUCCUCCUAAUCGGUGAAUCCCCCCGCUGGCUCUGUCUCAAAGGCCGGUACGACGAAGCCGAAGCCGCCUUCCGCGCCUGGCACUACAACGGCGCCAACGAUGAGUGGUGCCGCACCGAGUUCGCCACGAUCCAAGCUAGCAUUGCCGAGGAAACGCAGAUGCAAAGCCGGUUUCGGUGGGCGGAUCUCGUGCGCACGGCGCCGGCAAGGAAACGGCUGUUUGUUGGGUCGUUUGUGCUGGGGGCCGCUAUGUUGUCGGGGAUUAGUUUCGUGCAGUACUACCAGACGGCUAUCUAUGCGACGCUGCAGUUUGACCAGGACCAGCAGUUGUUGAUGAGCGGGCUGUAUGGGUGUGUGGCGCCCAUUGCAUCGACGCUGUCGUUGUUAUUUGUGGACCGGAUCGGGAGGAAGACGAUCUUGGUUUCGAGCGCGGCGUUGUUGUCGCUAUCGUACUUGAUUGUUACGGUUCUUGCGGCUAGGUUUCCGGCGGUGCCUGGGCAGCCGACGAAUGAGGCUGCGCAGAAGGGGUUGAUUGCGUGUAUUUUCUUGGUGUCGGCUAACUACUCGGCGUUGUUGGGGCCGAUGACUUGGAUUAUUCCUCCAGAGGUGUUCACGACCGAGUCACGCGCCAAGGCGAACGCGGUGGUCCAGAUCAUCCACUACUCUGUCAGCUUGAUCAUCACGCAGUGCUCGCCGAUUGCAUUGGAGCGGGUCGGUUGGAAGUAUUAUAUUCUCUUCAUCCUGACGAACGCCAUAUGCGCGGUCAUUUUUGCCGUGACAUAUCCGGAGACGAGAGGCAAAUCCCUCGAGGAGAUGCACGAGAUCUUUGGGGAUAUUCGCAAGAGCGAUGAUGGCGAAGUGGACUCGGAAAAAGAAGUCAGUGAGAAAGGCGGCGUAUCGGUUCUAACCGCGCCGAAGUGA